Molecule: messenger RNA, 696 nt
Organism: Orycteropus afer afer
Lineage: Eukaryota; Metazoa; Chordata; Mammalia; Tubulidentata; Orycteropodidae
Product: zinc finger protein 677-like
Exons: 1
Cellular component (GO): nucleus
Source: RefSeq, a predicted model, not a curated record
AGAAUCCAUACCGGAGAAAAACCAUUUAAAUGUAAUGCUUGUGGCAAAGUCUUUACCGAGCGUUCAAACCUCACUCAACAUAAAGUAACCCAUUCCAGAGAUAAACCGUACAAAUGUAAUGAAUGUGGGAAGGAUUUUCCCACACGUUCACACCUUUGGGGUCACGAGCGAAUCCAUACUGGAGAGAAGCCUUACAAAUGUAGUGACUGUGGUAAAGGCUUUACCAGGAGUUCAAAUCUUACUCAACAUAGAAGAAUCCAUACCGGACAGAAACCGUAUCAAUGUAAUGUAUGUGGCAAGGCCUUUAUUCAAAAUUCAGGCCUUACGGUUCAUCGGAGAAUUCAUACUGGGGAGAAACCUUACCAAUGUAAGGAAUGUGGCAAAGCCUUCAAGCAGUACUCAAGCCUCACUCGACAUCAGAAUAUACAUCCUGGAGAGAAGCCACACACGUGUAAUGUGUGUGGUAAGGCUUUUAUCAAACGCUCACACCUUUGGGAUCAUGAGCGAAUGCACAGUGGAGAGAAACCAUACAAAUGUGUUGUAUGUAGCAAGGCUUUUAGGCAGCGGUCUGACCUCAGGAUUCACCAGAGAAUUCACACUGGAGAGAAACCUCACAAAUGCAGUGAGUGUGGUAAAUCGUUUGCACAGUUCUCACAGUGGACAAAGCAUCAGAUGAUUCAUUCUAGAGGGAACUGA